Messenger RNA from Rosa rugosa (rugosa rose), 1424 nucleotides. Its product is annotated as cell division control protein 2 homolog. The transcript is spliced from 9 exons. The record is from RefSeq and is a predicted model, not a curated record. Gene Ontology annotation, molecular function: ATP binding; cyclin-dependent protein serine/threonine kinase activity; cyclin binding. Gene Ontology annotation, biological process: regulation of gene expression; regulation of meiotic cell cycle; G1/S transition of mitotic cell cycle. NCBI's taxonomy places the organism in Eukaryota, Viridiplantae, Streptophyta, Magnoliopsida, Rosales, Rosaceae. Gene Ontology annotation, cellular component: cyclin-dependent protein kinase holoenzyme complex; cytoplasm; nucleus. Bases 141 to 1025 code for a protein of 294 amino acids.
GCAAUUCUGAGUGACCAAAUUCUACAAGGAGGCUGGGACCCCAUCUGGUCCCAAGCGAGUGCCUCCGUCUCUGCUUUGAGCCAGGGUUAUAUAUGCUUACGCGAAUUUAGGGCUUUGAAAUUUGAGCAGAGAGGGACUGAAUGGACCAGUACGAGAAAGUUGAGAAGAUCGGCGAAGGGACUUACGGAGUGGUUUACAAGGCUCGUGAUCGUGUUACGAAUGAGACUAUAGCUCUCAAGAAGAUUCGGUUGGAGCAGGAAGAUGAGGGAGUGCCUAGCACCGCCAUUAGAGAGAUUUCUCUACUCAAGGAAAUGCAGCACGGCAACAUUGUCAGGUUACAGGAUGUAGUGCACAGUGAGAAGCGCUUGUAUCUGGUGUUUGAGUACCUCGACUUGGAUCUGAAGAAACAUAUGGAUUCUACUCCUGAUUUUGCAAAGGAUCCCCGCCAAAUAAAAUUGUUCCUUUAUCAGAUUCUCCGAGGCAUUGCUUAUUGUCAUUCACAUAGAGUUCUUCAUCGCGAUCUGAAACCCCAGAAUCUGCUGAUAGAUCGCCGUACUAAUGCACUCAAACUUGCAGAUUUCGGACUGGCCCGAGCAUUUGGUAUUCCUGUUAGGACAUUUACUCAUGAGGUGGUCACGCUCUGGUACAGAGCACCGGAGAUAUUGCUUGGAUCCCGCCAUUACUCUACACCAGUUGAUGUGUGGUCAGUGGGUUGUAUAUUUGCUGAGAUGGUAAACCAACGGCCUUUAUUUCCUGGGGAUUCUGAGAUUGAUGAAUUGUUCAAGAUAUUUAGAAUCUUGGGUACUCCAAAUGAGGAUACAUGGCCUGGAGUGAGUAGUAUGCCUGAUUUUAAAUCUUCCUUUCCUAAGUGGCCUUCUAAGGACUUGGCAACUCUAGUUCCAAAUCUUGAAUCAGCUGGUGUUGAUCUUCUUUGUAAAAUGCUCUGCUUGGAUCCCAGCAAAAGGAUUACAGCCAGGAGUGCUCUUGAGCAUGAAUACUUCAAAGAUAUUCCAUUUGUACCCUGAUUCUGUCUUCACUUUGUGCUGAGUGUUUAUACUAUAGCCUAGCAUCCUGAACUUGGUUGGAACGACAAUAGUGUGUUGCUCUUGUGAUUUUUUCCCCCUCAAUUCCUCGACCGUUCUGAUUAUGUUGAUUUGGCUUUCAGCAGACAUGUUAUCAUCAAUUACUGUCUGCUCCCAGUUUUUUGUUUUCCUCUUCCAUUUUACCUUUCAAAGAUAUGCAUGUGGUGGUGGCAUUUUCUAAGUGCUUGUAAUUGGCAAUACAUGUCCUAAUGUCCUAUGAGAAACAAUUUUUCCUCGAGGAAUGUAAAAGAUAGGUUUUGUUUUUGAUAUGCUCUCAAUUCACAUGUUCUGUGAAAAUACUAUAAUUACUUCAAUCUUCCUACUUAAGCAGAUUGGCCCUGA